CGUUCAUGACUACACCAUCGACUGCGACCCGGCUUUCAGCUUUCGGCUGGGCUACGCGCGCAAAACAUAGUCUGACACUAUCAGGGAAGGGCUCCCUGCGAGAAGACGCGGCUGUACGCGCUUCCUGGGCCGACUGUGACGCGCCGACACUCAGCACGAUGCUUGUUCGGGUCGUGAGACGGUGACCUAUACCUCGCAUUUUAGUACACUCUCAAUCCCUUUGAGGUGUAAGGCGCGUCACGAAGCUUCCUUCGAUAUGGACGAAGAUUUUCCAGCUCCUAGGGGGGACAGGAAUGCUCAAGAUGGACCGAUUGCUGAGGCCAGUACACAGCUGCAAGUUGGUGAUGGUAAUGACGUGCCAUCCAUCACAAGCUCGAGCGUCAACGCAGCGGCUAUGCCAAGCAUCGUGCGCAGAGCAACCCUGGAAAGUCACUAUAGAGACGGAGAUCCUUUCAUAGAUUCAUCCUCUCCUUCUCGAAACUUCUCCUACAAUCCCAGAUCCAGCUCGAUAACCGGACAGCCUCCCCCCGGACCAAGCUCAGGAGCCGAUUAUGAUAUGACCCCUCCAUCGUCUCCUCAAUCUCCGCUUAGAACUGCUCUCUCGCGUAAUCACCCCGCAGCCGCGGAUCCCUUCUCUGGGAAUGCCAAAGCGCCUAGCAUGGCUCACCACCCUUCAUUUGGAAAACAAUUCCCGCACAUCAAGCAUCCGCAUCCAAGUCGCGUCCUCACCCCAGGCUCCUAUCACAAGGCGACCGGAAGCAGGCGUGCCAUUCCCAACAGAGGUAGCUCGAGCCCUGGUCAGAAGAUUGCAGGGAAAAAGCGCACUCUCGACGCCAGCCCUCAGCAGGUUUCGCGUUCCGGGGCGGACGGCUCUGAAACGCUACGAAGCACCGUGAUUGCCGCCAACUCCAUGGCUGGAGAAAUCUUCAAGUCUUUCUUCCAAGACUCAGAUGGUGCAAAUACAUCCUCCGAUGACAGUUACGACUUUGGUAGCCUCCAUCGACGAGCGGCGGGCCAAGCUCCCGAUAGCCGAACAAUAAUCGAUAUGGACGCGGAUGAGCCUGAGUGUACGGCGUCGGGAUUGAGGGGUUUGGGUCUUGGAAGUGCAUUCGAAGAACAGUCCGAGCCGUCUGCCAGGAUCCAAGGAACAUCUGCAGCAUCGGACCAAGAUUAUGAUCAAAUGAGCACCGCUGCAAGGCAGCCGAAUCAAUGGCAAGAGCGACAGAAGGCAUUUACUCGGGAACGUUCACAUCCAUACGACGCCUUUGGAUGUGCACCACCAACCUCGCAUGCGUCCACUUCAGUGACUUGCUCUCCACCUCAAGGUUCCGUCGCAGGGGGUACUCUGAUCGGCUCACCAGGUAGUCGCGAACCUGCCGUCCGACGUGCUCGACUUGCAGGCAGCUCGCCCACGCAACUCACCGUCGCGCGGCGGGGGCGCUUCGUGUGGCAUGACUCUCCGGUAACUCCCACCAGUAGCGACGAAGAAGGUAUGGCUGAUGGGGAGGAUGAGCUCAAAUCCUUUGGUAGGGGCGAUUUGCGACUGCGGGCGUUGGUGCCAGGAAAACAAGCCCCGGACGCUAAGAGUAAAUUAGCAAACUUGGCUCGUCCGCUGCGCGCUUGGGAGCGGCUCGAGUCGCAGGAUCUAUCCUGUCCGAAAGCUAGUCAGCUGAUCUCAGCAGCUGUGGCAAAAGCAUUCGAUUCUUCCAAGCCGAUCAUCGACCUAUCUAAUCACGGCUUGCAACAACUCACGCCAGCCAUAGCAGAACUUGGCGACUACGUAGGCAUCUUGCCGUUGAGUAGGGACAGCGAGGGAUGGAGCGCAGGCCGAAUGGCGGGUGCAGCAAGCAGGCAUCUCAGUAGGACUAUUACUACAGAUUCAGUCAAUAUUGUCGGUGAGACAGCAGGGGAGAACACGCCGAAUACUCUUCAAGCCGCCGCAGGCAAUACGCUCGCUUCACCGCCACGUUCCGUCUCUCACCCAGUCACACAGUCACUACUCCGGUCUUCAAGCACGAACUCACUCUCGGCCCAUGACCCUUCGGCAUCCAAACUCUUCUUGGCCAGCAACGCAUUGCGCGUUCUGCCCAGCGCAUUGUUUGCUGUGCAAAACCUGAGCGUACUCAGUCUGAGGAAGAACGCGCUAACGGAGCUACCCGCUGCUAUCGGCGUCCUGCGAAACUUGAGAGAGCUUAACAUCGGCGAUAAUCAAAUUUCAUACCUUCCAGCUGAGAUUCAGAAGCUUGCUCUUCAGAAUUUCAGCUACCACCCUAAUCCCUUCUUCCGGCCACCUGUUGGCGCCAAGCUUACCCUGCGGCACGUCCGCGGAUUCGGUCCAUGGUCGAAAAGCUCAAAGAGGGAGGCCGCUUUCGCUGACACUACCAUGUCACCACAGCAAGCAGAGCCAGCACGGAAGGCCCAGCUGCCGAUGGGCCCGCCUCCGCUCCCUGCGCGAAUUCUGGCCGCAAGGGAUGUAAAAGAAUUUGGAAGAACACGAUCGGAAGUGCAAGUUUCCCACGCGCUCAGCUCAAAUAUCCCGGACCUCGCGUCGUACGCUGGCUCGUCGAUGCUGGCGCUUUCGGCGGCGUCUGCGCGGUCCACUGCAGAAGCCAGCGAAGCAGUAACUGCACCGGAGGGAGUUGCAGGGCAGAAGCGCACGAGAACAGGCAGAGCGAGCUUUCUGGGUCACCUCACAGUUUUUGGAUUAGGCGUACCGACGUUACGCGAUAUCUGCACACGCAUGAUGCUCGAGCUGGUCGACGAUGAGGACCAUGGCGCUCAAGACCUGGCUGCGGAUGCGGCUGGUGAAUGUGCAAGAGGCAGAAAUGGCGCAGCACCCAAGCGGCGACGAAAGCAUCUUCGAUUGGAGGAGCUGCCGAACGGCAAGUUGCGCGAUAUGGGCAAACGUGGACAGCUCAACGAACUGUCCUUGAGGCAACUCGAGUCUGCGCGCCGCAGUGCGACAAAGUCCUGGAAUUCGCGACCAGAGCUAGCUUCAACACGUAUCGCAUCGCCCUUUGCACCUAUCUUUGCACAGGGCUCGAAAGGCUCCGCGCACUUCCCGAAGCGCGUCUUCCGCUCUUGGUGCAGCGGGGCUGACGUGUUCAACGACGCGCAGAACGGCUCUCUGUCGUCUUCGGAUGUGGUGGCGGAGCUUAAUGACAACGGCGACGAUGCUGCGCAGAAUCCGUGGUUCAACCGCUGUCCAAACCCUGAACAUUCUGCUGAUAACGUGCGACCCUCUGCCCCAAUGCCCGUCAACACGUCGCUUGAAAUUAGCGACUGGCCGAUCUUCGAAGCGGUAGCGGAGGUUGGAGAUGUCGCGCCUGUCUUUCUGCAAGCGGGCGAGUCACUCAUCGAAUGGGUCUCGCAUAUCGCCGGUAUCAAAGUUGCCAACGCAAGUGUCAAGUGCCAGCUCAACGAGGACGAACAUGCUGUUGCUCUCGACAGCCCAGAGGUCGACGGGAGCGGCUGUCUACCCGUCGUGUGGCGGGGAUGCAAGCGCAACUGCCUGCAUUUCCUGCAUCAGUGACCAGCAGUGUUGACGACAAUGCAAGUUGCUAAACAUGAAAAAGCCAUUGCAAAUUAAUAAGCAAUACUCUGCGUACACAACCAUCACUUUGUAUUAAAAACAAUGAGAUGCACUUUUGGAAUGCAUGAAUGCAUGGAAGCAC
Molecule: messenger RNA, 3674 nt
Organism: Tilletiaria anomala UBC 951
Lineage: Eukaryota; Fungi; Basidiomycota; Exobasidiomycetes; Georgefischeriales; Tilletiariaceae
Exons: 2
Coding region: 257-3532 (1091 amino acids)
Molecular function (GO): protein binding
Source: RefSeq, a predicted model, not a curated record